AUGGACUACCGCCAAAGUAACGGUGAUCAUACUCUUUUCUUUAAACAUUUUAGAAAUGAAAUUUCUAUUUUAUUAGUUUACGUUGAUGACAUGAUACUUACUGGAGAUGAUCUGUUAAAAAUAGAAAUGUUAAAUGAUAAAUUAUCUGCAUGCUUCAAAAUUAAAAGACUAGAAAAUUUAAAAUACUUUCUUGGUAUAGAAAUUGCAGAUUCUAGAUGUGGUAUUUUCUUAUCUCAGUUGAAAUACAUUUUAAAUUUACUUAAACAAACUGAAACUAGUGGCAAUAAAUUGGCAACCACUCCCAUUGACCCUGAUGGGAAAUUGGUUCAAGGUGAAGACAGUCCACCAGUUGAUAGAGGAAGAUAUCAGAGGCUGAUUGGUAAACUGAUUUAUUUAUCUCACACUCGACCAAAUAUUACCUACACAAUAAGAUUGAGUCAAUUUAUACAUGAUCCUAGAGAAGUACAUAAUGCAGCAGCAAGACGAGUACUUCUUUAUUUAAAGGGUACACCAAGUUACAACCUAUUAUUUCGACCACAUGGACAUACUAAUGUGGAAAUAUUCAUUGAUGUUGACUAUGCAGGUUCUAUUGUAGACAAACGAUCUACUUCAAGGUAUUGUUCAUUCUUAGGAGGAAACUUAAUCACGUGGCACAACAAGAAGCAGCUAGUGGUUUCAAGAUCUAGUGCAUAG
Molecule: messenger RNA, 693 nt
Organism: Spirodela intermedia
Lineage: Eukaryota; Viridiplantae; Streptophyta; Magnoliopsida; Alismatales; Araceae
Source: the annotation of a GenBank genome assembly